Molecule: messenger RNA, 7138 nt
Organism: Plodia interpunctella (Indianmeal moth)
Lineage: Eukaryota; Metazoa; Arthropoda; Insecta; Lepidoptera; Pyralidae
Exons: 12
Coding region: 286-2424 (712 amino acids)
Cellular component (GO): nucleus
Source: RefSeq, a predicted model, not a curated record
ACGAGUUAAGCAUUCUUUUCGGUUUCAGAACGAGUUGGUAGCUUUCUGUUGUGUUUUAUCUGUGGUAUUGGCUGCCAUUUGCUGUGUUCUGUCAUUAUUUUAAUGUUAUUGGCUAAAAGGGUGUUUUAUUUCAAGGAUUCUUCUUCAUUUAUUGAACAAAACAAUUUGAUUUUGUUAAUAAUAGCGAAUAAAAUUACAUUAAAUAACGUACAAGAUCAAAAUGUGCCGGAUACAGUCAACUAUAUCAUAAUUAUUUGUAAUAACAAGUUGUAAAAUGAACACAGUAUGUCUUAUUUGAGUACACCGGAAAAUGUUGGUUUUAGUGGCAUUCCACAAAAUAUAUCUGAUGCAAGUUGCGCCACGCAGUAUAAAAUGGCAGUGGAGAGCGUGCCAAACAACUGUGGCAGUGAAGUCAAUAUGUUCAUUCAUGACAGCUCUGGUGAUGAGCAGACAUAUAUAACACACCUCAAUGACAACUUCUUCCAUACCAAAUUUAAAAUUGAUCCCAACGAAUUAUACACGUUCCAUGACUCUGAUGUCAUAGCAAGUGAGAUAACUGUUAGUCACACUGAAGAUGCUUUUUUCUUUCCCGAAAAUGCAGAUGUUAAGGGUAAAGUACUAGACAGCCCAAGCAAGGAAAUAGAUCUCAUAAGUACCCUCACAAAUGGAGAGAUUAAAGAAGAAAUAAAGCAAGAAGUGAUCCCUAAUGGUCACUAUUCAUCAAUCCCAAAAACUUUUGUGACUCAAACCUUUAAAGAUACAAAAAACACUAAUACCAAAGUUCAAAAAAGUAAGACUCAUCCUGUAAUUGAAGUUGUUAAAGAGCCACAUGUCAAUAAAGUGAGUGAGACUCGUAGGUCAAGUGUUCAUAGCCCUAAAGUCCAUAUUGUUCCCAAUUCUCCCCCAUCAUUAAAGAACAGUAUUAAUAGCGUUAGUACUAAUAACAAGACUGCGCCGGCUACAAAACAGUCAGGAUCAGAGACAUUUUUAGAUGUAUUCAAAAGAGAACAAGGACUGGUUGAAAAUAAGAUGGUAGUUGUAAAAACAGAGCCAACAGAGCCUGUUAUUAAAGUUCCACCAGAACCCGCAAUGAAAAUUCCAGCUCCUGUCAAGAAAACUCCCUCUGCAGGAAAAUCAACUCCAUCGAAGCCCCGCAAAGGUCGCGGGCCGGCUGUACAUGAGGCUUUACAGCGGAUAUGGGCCCAGCGUCGAGCUAUUCCGGUUCCAAAUCGUGCAUGGCAUGCGCCUGGAGAAGAGCUGUUCCAAUGCGGGCCACUUGAUGGACAUAAGUCUUCCUUUAUUAAACUUGAGAGCAGUAGUAGUGACGAGGACUACAUGCCUGACUUUGAGUCGGGCACGGGUCCAGUAUGCGUGGAAGAGACGGCUGCGGAGUCCCGCGGAGCGCGGUUGGCUAUGAGAAGGAGCGCGUUGCGGAGACAUGUGGCCAGAGCUCAUUCUACCCUAAGGCUUGUCGGGGACCAUAAGAAGCAUUUAGCGCUCACUAGCCUUAUCAAGAAACAAGUGAGCAAACAGGGUCCGUCUUGCAGAUUGCCGCAGCAAACAAUAAAUUACUUGCUAACAACGCACGAUAUGACAUCAUUGCUCACGUCACAGGAGCGAAGACAACUCAGGGAAAAUGGUUGGUCAGGCGGCGAGAACGGUUCACUAGAUAACCUGUCAAGCAGUACAUGCGCUGAAGAAAGAUGCACGGAGUCACCCGUGCCGUGUGGGCGGUAUUGUAUGAAGCACGUGACGCUGGCGCCAGAACAGCGGCUUUACGCCGCUUGCGCCGCUGUAUUCGCUGGCGGCGCGCGCUGCAAGCAGCCGCUGUUGCCGCUGCAGGAUCAGACGCCGCUGUGCGCUGAACACGCGUGGAAGAGAGACAACUACGACAAGCUGAACCGCGAGUGCCGGCCCAAGAAGCCAGCUGUGCGCGCGCGGCUGUGGGCGCCCCCCACCCGGCCGCCGCGGCCCCGCGCCAAGCGCCGCCGCCGCGCGCCGCCCCGCGCCCGCCCGCACGCGCCGCCCAACGCUGACCACAAGCUGUCAGAAAUCAAUGUGUGCUCGAAUUCGUCGGCUUACGACAGUUCAGAGGAGACGGCGAUGGGCGCUAUGAGCGAGAACGAAUACAUCACAGUGCCGCAUCAUUCGCAAGAACUAGAAGUGGAAGUGGAGCAGGUUCCGCACGACGACAUCUUGGAUCCAGCUGUUCUCAGCCAGAUACCUGAUGAGGCCUUUACGGAGUUUUUCAAUCAAGCGGAGGGCGGCGCCCCGUUCGCGGAGAGCUCGGAGCUGGCGGCGGCGCUCGAGGCCGUGCUGGACGAGAGGGCGCUGGACGACUGCUUCUCCGACCAUCUAGCCAACAACAAGAUGCAAGUACCAACGUCGGGCCCCAUGGAGUUGUCGUCGCGAGCGCCGUCAUAACGUAGUUAUAAUCACUAUUCUAAGCUAAACUAUGUACUUUAUUUUUAGGAACAAAUUCGACAUUCAUAGUCAAAGAGUUGAAAUAUUUUUCUUCGUGCUUUAAGUUUUUUAUGUGUAGGAAUGAGUAGUGCUUGUGAGGUGAUGUGUUUGGUGAGAUUGAUGGAUAGUCAACAUUUUCUGUUCAUUCUCUAUAAAUAAGCCAUAACUGCAACUUGGUAGGUGCUUUUAUAUUUGUUUGUCGUGUUAUGUCGUGAGACGCUGUGAAGGGCGAUGGCGAUGUUGUGAUACAUGGCAAUAGAUAGCAUCAGCCAAAAGUAAAUAUCUCCAUAUUAUUACAAAUAAGCUAUACCGUUUAGACAAAACACCACGCAAUACGUCAAACAAAUCAAAACCACCUUUAAACUUAGCAUUUUUCGAAGGAAAAAAGUUUAAGUCCAUUAUUCAGAGGAACUUCAAAGUAUGUCUGGACAUUUAUUUCGGUCAUAUUAUAGGUACUUUUAAAAAUCGUUGGCUAUUAGUUGGUUCGGAGUGAAAUGUGUUGGAAAGCGGAUGCUGAUGGUCUAGUUACAUUUCUAUUCCGGUGCGUUUUUGAUAAUGGUGGUUCUUAAUUUUUUUUAAAUUUCCAAAUUGAAAAUGCAAAUUCAGGGUUGGCAAUGCGCCUGUGACACCGCUAUUGUUGCAGGCGUGCAUAGGUUGCGGUAACCACUUUCCGUUAAGAAGGCCGCAUGCCUGUUUGCCUGCUUAGUAAAAUAAAACUUAGAAUAAAAAUAACAUGAAAAUCAUUUAGUUCCAAAUUGACUCCUUUUAUAUAUAGCGAAAGUAUAGACAGGAAAAGAUGAAUUUUAUAAUAGGAGUGAAAUUUUCCAAUGUUUGCAAAGGAAUUUACUUUUAAGCUGUUGAAAAAAUCGACUAAUAUUAACAAAGCCACUGCCGAGUACUACGCAAGGAACGUGGUAAACAUAGGUAUAUUGUAAAAUGUGUUAAUCGCUUUAAAAUGUGUUAAAAGUGAAUAUCGAAACGCACCAAGAUCUGUCUUAUUUGUAAAUGUAAACGAAUACAAGCAAUACACGGAUCAAAUUGUAACCAGAGUUAUUUUAUUAUUGCUUUAAUUAGGGAAGCGUAGAUUAUAUUUUAAUAGCAUGUAUUGGGUAAUAGCUGAUAGCUGAUUUUUUUUCUCUUUCGUACGUUAGUACUUGCCUAUAGUAUAAGUGAGAUAAGUUGCGGAUUUUUAGUUUUGUAUUAACGAUUGCGAAUUUGUUGAAUUUGUAAUAGUUGUGACUGCCAUUUUAAUAAUAGUUCCAACAUUUUGCAAUGACAUCACGGGGAAUAGUUUUAUUACUAGUUUACCGAAAUCCUAAUAAUGAUGAUACAUUGGUAUGUUGUAUGUGCCUUAGGGUUGUCACAAAUUCUUAAAAGCUGAAAGCCAUAUUUUAUUAUCCUAUGGUGUCCUACUGCUAGAUAUAGGCCUUUACUUCGACAUUAAAAACAGGUUGAUGAUAAAGUAUCUGAUAGUCUAUAUGUCACAUAUCGAACGACGUAAAAAAUUGUGUUUCAAAAGUCCAAUCACAAAAGAUUACAAUAUGAUGUUUUAGCAGAAAGUGAUGAAAAUAAUCCUUAUUCUUUUUAGGAGUUUUUAGAAAGUUAUGAUAUCAAUCAAAACAAUCAAAUUUUAAAAUUUUAAUGCUGAUAUGCAAGAAUUAUAUUGAUAAAAAAAAUUCAAAACAUCUUCGCAAUUGUUAGUACAAGUUUAUAUACCAUGUCUUAUGAGUAUGAUAUCAUAUGAGCAUCAUAUUUUGCUGACUAAAUAAUUAAAUAUAAUAGAAAUAGUGUCAAAUAAAGGAAAUAUUUUUGUAAAAGCUUUAGGUUCCUAAAACAAAUCUUAAUGUGAUUUAUUUAUGGUUGAAUUUUUUAAUUCAUUUCUAGUAUUCAUUGGUUUAAGAUUUCGUAUUAUUUAUUUUGGUAAUUCACGCAAGUACAUAGAAGCAUUUUAUUGGAUAUAGAACAUUACGUUGUUGACCCUAACAUCCAAAAAUAACUAUUUUAUCUAGCUCGGUGAAUUUAAUACAUGCAGUUUUAAGUCUUAAUCUCUUGGUCUUUCCCCUAUCAGAUGGCGUAACGUAUUGGUAUGAUCAAGAAGCGCGCGUAGAUAAGUUUGCUAUUUAUUGACUUAUAAGCUCCGAUGGGGCGAUCAGUAUCCAGUAUUCAGAAAACCAUAUAUUCUAUUUUAUAACGCAUAUCAUUAUAUACUUAUCUGAUUUCAUUACCGAGCUAAAGAGUAUAUAAUUUUCUGAAAUAUUAUCGUGCUAAUUGGUGUCUCCUAUUUGGGCGUAUAGUAACAACGAACACCAAUACAUGAAUGUAGAUUAUACAGGAUUGGACCAAAAGUGAAAAUAUAGCUGUUAGAUGUAAAGGAAGUUGUAUACUAAAAUAGACUUUAGUCAUGUAUCUCCUGUUAUAAAAUAUCACGAUCUAAAAGACUAUUAUUGUAUUAAAGUCUAUUUUAGCCUGAUUUUAUAACUGUACAAUCACCAUGUAUUGUAUUUGAAUUUCUGUAAAAUUAUCAGUUUUUUUUUCUGAAUUUUUUAGUUACGCAACACGCAUUCGUACCGUAAUAGUUUUAAUUUGGAGGCGAUUAGACAUGUUUUUAUUUUAGUAUCCUGAAACCGAUCGAAUGAGCGUCACCGUUUUAUGUCACAAUUUUUUUUAUUGUGCUUUCUCCCAAGGCUCUGUGGUAAUUUCUCUAAAUCCUAUUUAAGCGCCAAAUUUUUUUUUAUUUAGUUGACAGUGGCGCGGCCGUGUCUCAAUGGUAGUAAUAAAUUUAUCGGAUACGCUUAAUACACUUAUUCGGUACCUGCACUUGGUUUUAUAACAAUAUACAAACAGCAAUAGUUUUAGGAACUUGUAAUAAAUGUAUGUAUGUAAUAUUACGCGCUAGUAAUUUAUUGUUUGUACUUUUGUAGAUCAAUUCGAAUUGACUGCGCAUAGGGAGAUUAACGUAAUGUAAGUAUCGCACCUUAGAUUUAAGGUUAUAUCGUAAGAAAGUUAUCGUCACGCUGAUCACGUGAUAAUUUCCCGUUGUACCCGUAGUUCUACCGAUUUGUCCUACUGGUACCUCGUGAUAUCAUCAUGUACCUGUAGUCCUACCACGAAAUGAUACAAUUCAUGUACAGUCAACCGCAUGUGGUACAAUGAUUUCUUGAUAUGAUGUUCUGUAUUGAAACUAACAUUACUAGAUAUUAAAAUGGUAGGACGGGGUGGUAUCUCGUGGUCCUACCAGUAGGGCACAUCGGUAGGACGGGUACAACAGGGAUAAUUUAACAUCGUCAAUGCGUCAUUGUACAUGUACUUUUAUUGGUAUAAUUGUUACGGCUAUACAUUUUCGAGUAUAUUUUCGUAGAGAAAAGAAAUGCUUAAGGGUUUGGUAGUAUCCAAUGAAAUAUAUCAACAUUUACUACUUGUAGUUCGAAAGUACUUUUGUAUCUAGCAAAAAUAAAUCGACAUAAAUUGGUUACAAUAUAUGUCAUUUUUUAAUUUAUUAUUAUUAAAUUAUUGUAACUUCCGUGAAGUUAUGCAAUUAACAUUCAUUUAUACUCAAUUGUGCUGACGAUAUCUCUUAUGCAAUACAAAUAAUUAUAUGUAGUAUUAAAUUUACAGCCCGUUGCUAUUACGAGCAUGCACGUGUCGCACCAUGAAAAUAUUCGCGCAUGAGUUUUAUGUAUUUCCAUGUGGGUUUGUAAUUAAUUUGUCACUAUUAAAGCGAGACGCAGUCAACCAAUCACAAUGCGGCAUUGUGACGCGAAGACAACCAUACCGCAAUGUUAUUGGUUGGCUGCCUUUCACCGAGAAAAUAUUCUAUACUGAACUUCGAAAAAGCUUUCUUAGUUUUCUCACGGAAAUUCGAUAUAGUAUAGCCGCUCUUAUUUUUAGGAAUGUUAGACAAGCACGAGUGGGAUAUAAAAUCAUAAUGGGCUAGAAAAUAAUUUGUCACAUUGGGACUCAUUUACAUUGUUAUUUAAGUUUUAUCAGUCGAGCAACAUUUUAAAUUAACAAACUUUAGGUUCCUUUCUAGGUGAAUAAUAAUAAAUAGCAUAGUCUAUGCAUUUGUAGAUGUAAUUAUUUUUUACAUAACAUGAUGUAAAUAUUUUUUUUAAAUUAUAAAAUGUAUUGUUACAAUUUACCCCCUCGUGCAGUCUUGUAGGGCCGAGUUUAAAUUAGAUGGCAAUAAGUGUGUUGUAAAUGAAUUGUCAUUGGUCAAAAUUACUGAUCUAUUAAAUUUUAGCGGUGACAAGUCUUGAAUGUGUGAGAUGGCAGUGGUGGUCGUGCCUGUCAGAAUUUACUUCAUAUCUCGAUAGGACCACAUUUGUCAUCUGAAUUUAUCGGAAUAAGCACUUGAUGGUUUGGACUGUUUAAAUUGUGGGUCAUAGAGUUGAUACGUGAAUUAUUGGUGUCUUAGCAGUCUGAAUGUGGUACCAAAUGUGUAUUGUUAAUGUGAAUUCGUUUUGUAAAUACGCGAUCUGUUUUUGGUGUUUAGAUUAAGAGAUAUGUCCACAAGGACAGUUCGUGUAUUGCGAAAUGGCGGACAUAAUCGCUCGUGAUAUAAAGAAAGAAACUGCUACCUCUUUGAAUGCCUGAAAUUAUUCACAGUUUAUUGUCCAAUGCGUGUAACAUGAUGAUGUUAAAAAGUGAAAUAAACAUGAAGAAAUUUUGACUCUUA